Macrobrachium nipponense is the source of this 597-nucleotide messenger RNA. RefSeq lists its product as uncharacterized. The record is from RefSeq and is a predicted model, not a curated record. The coding region runs from base 1 to 597 and encodes 198 amino acids. NCBI's taxonomy places the organism in Eukaryota, Metazoa, Arthropoda, Malacostraca, Decapoda, Palaemonidae. The transcript has 6 exons.
AUGCAUGAAGUACCGUCCGCAGUGAUCGAUGGGCCCUUUUCGUCUCUUCUAGGUCAAGGGAAAGGGGCGACUCCGUGGGACCCCUCCUCCUCCUCCUCCUCCUCCUCCUCCUCCUCCUCCUCCUCCUCCUCCGUCGGGUCAAAUGGUCCCAAACACUUCCCUGGAGGACGAUUGGACCACGAUAACAACGAGGGUAACACGACCAGCAGCGGGUUCACCCGGUUCGGCGGCAGUCGUCGACAGACCGACCUACUCACAAGAGCUUCUGAGCCCAGACUGUCCAACAAGAAAAGUGAAGCGACUGCCGCCGAGAGUGCACGGAUGAAACACCAAGCUCAUGCCAAUAGUGCCUCCAGCACUCCAACUAUGGCACUUGAGCCACAAUACCGUGGCCAUCGGUACCAUGUGUAUCGUACCGCACUGAACACACUACUGGCAUCGUCGGGCACGCCCACCUCUCCAUCGCCUCACCGUGUGGACAACGCUCACGGAACCCGCAGCUUCCUGAUGGCCGUGUCUAUCAGCGCCGAGGGGCGACAUCGUUCAUCUGACAACUUCGUCACUGGGUCAGGGCGCGCGGGAGUCGAUUUUAUGUGA